This is a messenger RNA of Knipowitschia caucasica, 915 nucleotides long. The record is from the annotation of a GenBank genome assembly. NCBI's taxonomy places the organism in Eukaryota, Metazoa, Chordata, Actinopteri, Gobiiformes, Gobiidae.
AUGCAGCAGCUGGACUGGAUAGAAACAGAAAAGAUGGAAGAAGAACGUCACAGUUUGGAGAAGUCUCUGCACGACAAAGAGGUGGAGUUUGAGAGUGAGCGGAGAAAGCUCAAAGAGGAACUGGAACAACCCCACGACAAACUGAAACAGCAGGAACUUUCACACGAGACGUUCUUACAGGAACACCUGGAGGAACUCAGGGUUUUCAACAAGUUCUUAGAGGAGGAAGUGGCCGUUCGCAAGAGUUUGGAGAAACAAAUAGAGAUUUCUAACCAGAGAAAGACGUGCACGUGUGAAAUGCAGACGCAAACUGUGGAGCAGACUAAGCUUAAAAUAAGUGAGGAUUUAGACACGAGAGAAACCAGUGACGACCAACCUUUAGACAAAACUCUAGAACAAAAGCUAACUGAGAAGGAAAGUGAUCUUAAGAAGAUUGAGGUCCUCGAACUCCAACUGCAGGAGUUUGAAGACAUAAAGGAGGAGUAUGUUUGGGCUGUCAACCAAAACCAAAGUCUGGAGAUGAAGUUGGAACAGACGAAACAGAACUUGGUAAAUACUGAGCAAGACCUGAAGGAAGAACGUAGAAAACGGGAGAUAGAAAGUGAGAAGUGGGAGAUGGAGACCAGAGAGUUGGAGAGAGAGCUUCAGCUUUGCCAGAGUCGUCUUAAACAAAGAAGUGAGGAUUUAGACGCCAGAGAAACCAGUGAAGACCAACCUUUAGACACCAGAGAAACCAGUGAAGACCAACCUGCUUCGAAGGAAGAAAGCAGAGGGCUCCAGGGAAAUCUAAAAAAUCUGACACAAUUAUUUGAGGAAAAAGAGGAGCAGGACAUGCAGAAGCAGGGAUCCUGUCUGAAGAGGGACGGGGUGAAGGGGAAGAACGUUGCAGCUCUCAUGAAAAUGUUUGAGCAGUAA